Molecule: messenger RNA, 1716 nt
Organism: Capronia epimyces CBS 606.96
Lineage: Eukaryota; Fungi; Ascomycota; Eurotiomycetes; Chaetothyriales; Herpotrichiellaceae
Exons: 3
Coding region: 1-1716 (571 amino acids)
Biological process (GO): intracellular transport
Cellular component (GO): cytoplasm; nuclear pore
Molecular function (GO): GTPase activator activity
Source: RefSeq, a predicted model, not a curated record
AUGGCUUCAUCAAACGGCGCAGAGAGGACUGCCCAGACCCUUGAGCAUGCGGAAGACAUUCACGACCAAACGCCUCAAGACGGCAGCUCCGACGGUGAGGGCGGGGAACGAACAGCGAGAGAAAAAUUGAAGAAAACAUCCAUCGCCGGACUCUCACAAUCCUUCAGAGGCAAGGCUGGUGAGAGCGGUCCGGCUGGUGACCAUCCUCUAAGAGAAUCAGUCAACGCAGAGUCUGUUCCAGAACCCCAUGUCGAGGAUGGAUCCCGCGGGCGGCCCUCGAAAAAGCGAUCCUUUGAAGAUCUGCAGACCGAAGAUUCUGGUGCUGGCGUGGAAAAUGGGGGUCCUCCGUUGCCAAAGAAGGGCCAACACAAGAGAAUGAGGUCAAGAGAGGUCUCCGGAGAUGACCCUUUGCAAGGACUCGAGAAACUGGAAGAGAUUGCGAGCCCGGUUCAGGAAGAGAGUGACGCAGAGGCACAACAAUCUCCUGGUGGACCGGGGGUCUUGGUCGCGGCUCGUCAAAAGGAAGAAGAGAGCGGCGGGUCUACUACCACAGACACCAAAGAUCCAACAGCCAAACCCGACGCUGAAGAUGUUGCUGGCGCUACAGAUGCGAAAGCUAAUAUUUCCAAUGCUACGAAAAUGUCAGAGGAACAGCAGCCAAAUUUACAACUCCCACCAUCAUCCGGCUUUGCUAACGCUUCAACUGCGUCCCCAUUCAGCAGUUUCAAGUCUCCCAAGUCGCCAUCCAAGGAGACAGAAACCAUAUCGUCGCCCGGAAACCCCACAUCCAACUCGGCUUUCGCUUCAUCUGGCCUGUCAGCUUUCGCAUCGUCGGAGAAGUCGCCAUUCGGAUUGGUCGGUUCCAGCGCCAAACCCUCUGGAGGUUUCGGCGGUGUCGGCGGACAAAGUGGCUUCGGAUCAUCCUCCACUGGCCUCGGUGGCCCUUCACCCUUUGCAACUAAACCUGUUUCUGGGUUUGGCUCAGCCGGAGGGUUUGGUUCUGUCAGCGGGUUUGGUGGAGCCGCGAGCGGCUUCGGAACCCCCAAACCAUUCAGUAGCGGAUUGUCGACCUUUGCAGGUCCAGCAGGAGCAGCCAGCUCGUUUGGGAAACCCAAGCCAUUCGGAUCCUCCACCCAAGAUGACGAAGACGGGAGUGAGGACGGCGGGGAGGAUGAAGAGAGAGAAAAGACCGAGGAAGAUGGGCAACAAGAUCCCCGGUUCAAGCAGCAAGAGCUGGAAACGGGCGAAGAAGGAGAGGAGACCAUCUUCCAGUGCCGAGCGAAGCUGUACCACUUUGAUAAGGAGUGGAAGGAACGUGGCGUCGGAGUGUUGAAGGUCAACAUUCGUUACGAAAGCAAAUCAAUUGACGGAGAGGCCGAGGCCGAGGCCGAAAACGACGACAGUGAGACCGGGAGCAAUCCCAAGGAGAGCGAAGAAGAGGACGUCGAAUCGGGUGGCCAGGCGGCUUUUUCCACGGUUGAGCGCAGAGCUCGUCUGAUCAUGCGAACGGAUGGAGUGCAUCGGGUUGUUCUGAACACGCCUGUGUUCAAAGACAUGACCGUGGGCACACACGAUGGACAGGAACCCAGUGGAAAGACGAUGCAUCUGACCGGGCUAGAGGAGGGAAAACCCACGUUUUUCCAGAUCAAGGUCGGAAAAGAAGAUGCUUUGAAAGAGAUCUACUACAAGAUCCGAGAACUGCAGGAAGAGCUGUAG